CGCUUUUUUGUUUGGUUCUAUUUGUUUGAUCUGGAUUUUUUCAUUGAUACUUACACUCACAUUAGCUUUUUGUCUUUUAUGAGAUUUUAUCGAUGAUUUUCCGCUGCAUAUUAUUGGCAACGAGUAGCACGAUUUUAUUCCGCAACACGCGUAUACAACAUUUUUAUAUUGUUGUAAUCCAAAUUGAAUUACAAAAAAUUAAUCUUUUUAAAAAAAUGCAACUAUAUUCGGAUCGCGAAUAUUUUUUUGUGCGCUAUACGUUUCUAAUUGUCGAUCAAAAGAAGAAAUUUAUCACAAUAACAUGGAAGAUUUUUACCGAAUUAAUGCUAUAAGUAUCAUUAUGAAAAGAAAAUCGAAUGAAUUUGCGUAUUUACUUUGCGACUAGUGUCGAUAAAGCAGUUGGGUCAUCAAACAGGCGCCCACAUCAGUGAUCAGAGUAGAUUCGCGCGAUGCAUUUUCGCACGCGCAGAUGAUAGCAGACAGCCUGCAAAAGAGUCGAUCGCAGCGCCGACGUCGCGUGGAACCGCGAUGGCCGCAGCAGCAGCCGCCUUCUAAGUUCUAUUCGCUCUUCAUAGUCCUGACUCCUGUAUAUGGCAGAGCUGAUGGCUGGGUAGAGAGAGAUCGCACGAAAGUACACACACGCAUUUCGGCUUUCUCUCCGUUCUCGUCGGUCUCUCCCACGGACUUGGCCAGGACACGGUGCUGCAGCUCUUGUACCCCGGUCACCUGCGACGUUUCAUGUUACUCAACGGGACGGUUCUCCGCGUUGUUGUCGCCGUUUGCCCGCUUUCUCGACAUCCACGUAGGGUAUACUCUGCGCGUAGUCGCGCGCUCCUACAAGCGAGAAGCGCACAAAAGCUCGCACUUUGCCUGUAAAUGAGGUAAAACGACGACUCCUGGGCUCGCUUCGCUGCUCGUCCACGACGAGGAUUCUGGUGAGCAGCAGCUACGACGCUUCGUUGCAUUUUGACUUGUCGGCGUGACGGACUGUGAGGAAAAACGACCAAGUGCACUACUGCUGUUCCUGCUGCACUCGAGGCACCGUUCACAAUGGCGGAGACGAAUGGAUCCGCCAAUUUGAAUACGAAAAAUGGAAAUUUCAUCUGCGGCGUUGUCGAAGGAUUUUACGGUCGACCAUGGACCACUGAGCAGCGAAAGGAUUUGUUUAGAAAGCUUAAGAAAUGGGGGAUGGAUUCGUACUUGUAUGCUCCAAAAGAUGAUUACAAGCACAGGGCUUACUGGCGAGAUUUAUACACAGUAGAGGAGGCCGAACAUUUAACUGGACUGAUCACUGCCGCUAGGGAAUCUGGAAUAACGUUCUAUUAUGCUCUCUCGCCUGGUCUCGAUAUAACUUAUUCCAGUAUCAAAGAGGUUACAGCGUUGAAGAGGAAAUUGGAGCAAGUCAGUCAGUUUGGUUGUCAAGCAUUUGCGUUACUUUUUGACGACAUUGAACCAGAAAUGAGCGAAGCCGAUAAGGAGGUGUUUCAGUCUUUUGCACAUGCCCAGGUAUCCGUGACCAAUGAUAUUUUCCAACAUCUUGGUCAACCUCGCUUUCUUUUAUGUCCAACACAAUACUGCGCAACCCGAGCAAUGCCUAACGUUUCCAGCUCAGAGUAUUUGAACACUUUAGGAAGUAAAUUAGCACAAGAAAUAGAUAUAAUGUGGACUGGCCCAAAAGUAAUCUCCAGACUGCUGACAGUUGAAUCCAUUGAAGAGAUUACAGAAGUGUUGAGGCGACCCCCAGUUAUUUGGGAUAAUUUGCAUGCAAAUGAUUAUGAUCAGAAGCGAGUUUUUCUUGGACCCUAUUCUGGUCGAUCCCCAGACCUGAUACCAAAACUUAGAGGAGUUUUGACAAACCCUAAUUGUGAAUACGGUGCAAAUUUUAUAGCGAUUCAUACUUUAGCUCAAUGGAGCAGGUGUAAUGUAGAUGGAAAACGGGAUCUCAGUUUGAAUGAUACUGUUUCCGCGGACAUAAAGCUGGAAACGGAGACGGAGGACGGUGUAGUGGGUGAGGACGUGCCGUCGACGCUGUCGCCCAACAUGUACCAUCCCCGGCGCGCGCUCAAGAACGCCAUACACGAGUGGCUGCCGGAGUUCAACAAGAAGCGCACGGCUUUUGGUGUGAUAGCCAAACCGCAGCCUUGUGUCGCCCCGACGAUACCCAUACCGAUCAUACCAUCGGUGAACACCUGCAUGAGUCUGACAUCGUCUACCUCCACGACGACUACAGCUGCAGUGGCGGUGCCUAGUAUUCCGGUUCCUGUCACCGUAACCUCCCAUAACUCGAAUCACCUACAGGCUCUCGCCGAGGUCUGUUCGAGCGUAAUCGGCAGUGAGGGUUUCCCACCUCCGCCGGGCACUGGACCUGUUAUGAACUCCCUGGUCUCCGAUACCAAGGUCGUCAGUGAACCCGUUGCUUUACCUGCAGUAGUGGCCUCAGCAGUAGCAGGAAGUCUGGGUCCGCCUACUGUAACCAUUGCGCCAUCCUCAACUGAACCUAUGGAUUGUAAUACUACGCCAACCAAUUCGCCAGCGCAUCAGUCUAAAACGCCCGCACAGGACGACGAGGUUAUGGUGGAAAAUACUUCUACUUGUAGUGGAGCAUCCGGUAGCAUGCAGAUCGAGCUGGAUGGUCACCCAACUGUGGUAAAUGGCACUCAGAUGAUUGUCGAGCAGGAUGUUAUGCAUCAUGAAAACCAUCAGGAUCAUGUAGGGUCGGACAACGUAGAUGAACCUGACGAAUAUUCCCUAAACAUGAAGGACGUUGACAAGCAACUAACGACUGAGGACCUCUCGCUUCUCUGCGACCUGUUUUAUCUGCCGUUUGAACACGGUGGGCAAGGUAUACAGCUCUUACAGGAAUUCAACUGGCUCAAAAGUAAUGCCCAUAUUGUCAUGCACAAAGCCAAAGCUGACGAGCUCAAUUCCAAAGCAGAUAUUGAGGAAUGGCAUGCUCGAGCGGCGAAAAUGAACGACAUGUGUAACGCUGUUAAUCGGCUGUUACAGCGGUUAACGUAUUGCAAUAAUAGAGAAUUACUUUAUGAUCUUUAUUCUUAUGUUUGGGAUAUGCGCGGAGUCGUAUCGCUAUUAAAUAGUUAUGUAAAGUGGCUCGCAUUUGGCAGAUUUCCAGCAACGAUGACUACGUUUACCCAAGGCAGCUACACAUGGUUUUCAAAUGGUUGGAAAGAGACUUUUAUGAGCGGAGAUCAAGAACCGUGGGUUUUUAGAGGUGGCCUUACAGCCGAUUUGCAGCGAUUAAUUCCCGUAGACAGUGGAAACGAUUUAUUUGUAUAUAAAGCACCUGAAGUGCCUAGCAGUAAAAUUUAUACAAUUCGCCCAUAUCUACCUAGUGAUGAAGAAGCUGUGUAUUCAGUAUGCAAUCAAAUUCAUAAUUGCAGUACCACUUCUGCUGUGGCAGAUAGAAUGGUUGGAGGCUUCCUAACGUUGAGUCCAGAAUUGUGUAUGGUUGUGGAAGACGAGACUGGUAUUGUUGGAUAUGGUCUAACCACCUUGAACGUCAAAACGUACAAUCAAAAGCUAGCAGUAUCUUGGAUAUCUGAAAUGCAGUUAAAGUAUCCCUUGCAAAGUUUGACUAGUGAUAUGUCUCAAGAUGAACAGGAGGCCAUACAAUAUUUUCAUACAUUUGUACCUGAUGUGCCUGAGCAAUUAUGUCGGCAACAUCCGUCAAAACUGGUUUGUUCAAUUUUACCAGUAGUUGCGGACCAGUCAGUCCCUAAACGACUCAUCACGUGUAUUUUAGCUGCUCUGAGAGCAAAUGGUUCUUUUGGAGUACAUGCAACAAUGUCAGUAACUGACAAAGAUGCUCGAGAAUUUUUCGUUAGACUUGGUUUUGUCGAUUUGAUACCACCUUUAGAAGACAGUUCAACAACCACAACAAUGUGCCGAAGUUUCUAACAGCGGGCAAAUACUUCGAUUAUAAUUAUCAACAAAAUUUACGUAUUAGGACCAGUUCAGAAAGCAAAUACUUGAGAAAGAGAAAACUCCAUAACAUUUUUUGCGACGUAAAUUUUUAUGUGUGUAUUUAUCAUUACUUUCAGUACAUAUAUCGUGUCGAUUUUUUUAUGAUGUUUAAUAUAAAUCAUCUAAUAUUUUGUACACACGUUAUUGGUGCAAAUUCAAUUCUACAGAAAAUGAUCUAUUCUAUAAGUUAGAAAGUUAAAAGAAUUUUUUAUUCGUAUAUACGGAAACUGUACAUAUACAUUGUAUCAAAGUAUAUGGAUUAUGAUAAAUCGGCUUGGUUAUAUCAAGACAGAAAAAAAAACAAAAAGUAUAGUGCAAUAAUAUGCAUUUUCUUUAAAAUGUCUGCUAUUAAAAUUUAAGAAUUCUGUAUCUACUUACUGCGCAUAUUUGUAUGCUGCUUAAUGCGUUGAACGCAUUGUCUAUUGUACAACAGCUAUACUAAGCAACGGAUUCGGUAUGAUUACAAAAGGUUGAUUUUAUCUUUUUAUAGUGAGUUUGAAUUGUUUAUUAUUUUAUUCAAAUAGGAUUCAAAAUAAAUAUACGUUUCCAUGGAAUAAACUAAAACUGUUUGAAAGUAAAAAAAAAAUUAGUGAUAUUAGCAUUAAUAAUUACAUCUUAGAACGUGCCACAGACCGAUCGGGUCUCUAUUAUUAGUGCAUGAUUCUGAUUGGAGCAUUUAUUUGGAAUAAAAUGUUCUUUCGUUUUGUAGACAAAUCGUUUUAAUAAAUUUGGAAAAUACGCACAUAAACCUGCUAUUUUCAAUUAUUAGUAUUCCAUAGGCAGUAAUGUUAAGUAUAGGAUAAGUACUAAUUGAAUUAACUGCUUCAAUAUUUAAGAAAGCUUGAAGUUUUUAACUACGUUAACAAUAAUUGUAAAGAUGUAUUGUAAAUGCUCCAAAGUGUUCUUCACAUAUUUGCAAUUUUCCAGCGUACAAUUAAAAAUGAUUUAAUUUAUAAUCUUUCAAACGUUGGUUAACAAGCACAUUUAAAGAAAUGUCUGCUAAAGCAGUACAAUUGUAUAAAAACAAUUAUAACUAAGACCGAACACAAGCAUGAAAAAAUGUAACAUGUAAAAAAGUAUACAGCAUUUAGCUGCCGCGAAUUUUGUACGGUGCAUCACACUUAUUAACGGUACAUAAUUCGGUAUGUAUAACUUAACUAUGCUGUCAUAUAAGCCAUCAUGUUGCCUAUAAGGUUUAGGCAAAUAUUGUUUUUAUUGUUUAUAAAAAUAUAUCAUGUGCUUAUCUAACAUUCUAAUGGUAGGGCAAAAGGUCUUCAUUGUAAAGUCCAUGUCAUACAAUAUCCUUUUUCGCUUAGCUGUAAAAAUCUCAUCCAAAAUUAUGUAAGCGAUUUUUAUACUCUUGUGGCUUUAUUAAAACUAUUUUUUAGAUGUUUUCUGAUUCUAUUUUAUCUGUUGAAAUAAAAUGAUUUUUUUAAUAA
Molecule: messenger RNA, 5420 nt
Organism: Nasonia vitripennis (jewel wasp)
Lineage: Eukaryota; Metazoa; Arthropoda; Insecta; Hymenoptera; Pteromalidae
Gene: Oga
Product: protein O-GlcNAcase
Exons: 13
Coding region: 1051-3915 (954 amino acids)
Biological process (GO): glycoprotein metabolic process
Molecular function (GO): beta-N-acetylglucosaminidase activity
Source: RefSeq, a predicted model, not a curated record